This is a messenger RNA of Nymphaea colorata (pocket water lily), 1232 nucleotides long. RefSeq names its product oxygen-evolving enhancer protein 1, chloroplastic. Gene Ontology annotation, biological process: photosystem II stabilization; photosystem II assembly. The record is from RefSeq and is a predicted model, not a curated record. Gene Ontology annotation, cellular component: photosystem II oxygen evolving complex. The transcript is spliced from 2 exons. Lineage: Eukaryota; Viridiplantae; Streptophyta; Magnoliopsida; Nymphaeales; Nymphaeaceae. Gene Ontology annotation, molecular function: oxygen evolving activity. The coding region runs from base 78 to 1073 and encodes 331 amino acids.
GUAAGAAGCAGAGAAUCGAAGAGGAUAAAACCCCAAGGACAGAAGUCAGCGAGCCAGGAAGAAGAGAGACCGGAAAGAUGGCAGCGUCGCUUCAAGCUGCGGCCACGCUAAUGCAGCCCGCCAAGGUGGGUGUCUCGGCCCGGACCAGCCUUCCCCUCAGAUCAUCUUCCCACGUCUCCAGGGCCUUCGGCUACGAGCCGGCCGCCGCCAGGCUCACCUGCUCCGUCCAGGACGACCUCAGAGACUUUGCUCAGAAGUGCGCUGACGCCACCAAGAUCGCCGGCUUCGCCCUCGCUACCUCCGCCUUGAUCGCUUCGGGUGCAAGCGCGGAGGGCGUGCCGAAGCGGCUGACGUACGAGGAGAUCCAGAGCAAGACGUACAUGGAGGUGAAGGGGACAGGGACGGCGAACCAGUGCCCGACGAUCGACGGCGGAGUGGAGUCCUUCGCCUUCAAGCCCGGCAAAUACAACAUGAAGAAGCUGUGCCUCGAGCCCACCAGCUUCACGGUGAAGGCCGAGGGCGUUAACAAGAAUGCGGCCCCGGAGUUCCAGAAGACCAAGCUGAUGACCCGGCUCACCUACACCUUGGACGAGGUCGAAGGUCCCUUCGAGGUUGCCGAGGAUGGCUCCGUCAAGUUCGAAGAAAAGGACGGCCUCGAUUAUGCGGCCGUCACCGUUCAGCUCCCCGGAGGCGAGCGCGUUCCCUUCCUCUUCUCCAUCAAGCAGCUCGUGGCCUCCGGCAAGCCCGACGGCUUCGGCGGGGAGUUCCUCGUCCCCUCGUACCGUGGCUCCUCCUUCUUAGACCCCAAGGGUCGCGGUGGCUCUGCCGGCUACGAUAACGCCGUCGCUCUCCCCGCCGGAGGAAGGGGAGAUGAGGAGGAUCUGACGAAGGAGAACAUCAAGGACAGCUCCUCGUCCACCGGCAAGAUCACGCUGAGCGUCAGCAAGAGCAAUCCUGCGACAGGCGAGGUGAUCGGCGUGUUCGAGAGCCUCCAGCCAUCGGAUACAGACCUGGGAGCGAAGGUGCCCAAGGAUGUGAAGAUCCAGGGUAUCUGGUACGCCCAGCUCGAGUAGUAGAGACUAGAGACACACAAUACCCUCUUCACACCCGAUCCCGCUCCUUCACUUUCUCUCUUUUCCCUCCUUUCCUUUUUCUUUUCUUGUGAAUGUAAUGAAACAUACUUGUGCUUUUUUUCCGGCAACGCUGUAACUUUUAAGACUUGGGAGUUCGCA